Cylas formicarius (sweet potato weevil) is the source of this 838-nucleotide messenger RNA. RefSeq names its product FGFR1 oncogene partner 2 homolog. The record is from RefSeq and is a predicted model, not a curated record. The coding region runs from base 187 to 786 and encodes 199 amino acids. Lineage: Eukaryota; Metazoa; Arthropoda; Insecta; Coleoptera; Brentidae. The transcript is spliced from 3 exons.
CAUUUUCGAUGGCAAUGCAAAAGACGUAAUAAUUGAUCUUGCCAUAAUGCUCUGGAAGUAAUUGAGUAUUUUCUGUUCCACGCGCUCAAAAUUGAUCGUGACACACUUUGAGUUAUGUUGCAGAAUCGUGUUUUAAGUGGCGGAGAUAAAUAGUUUAUGCUGCCGUGUUUAACUCAGUAUUAAGUAAUGUCGUUAACAAUAGAACAAAUAAUUAUUGAUGCGAAGCGACUGGCAGGCCGAUUAAAGGAAAGAGAUUCGAUAGCAGACACGUUGUUAACAGAAACGCACGCCAUCAAUAAAAGGAUUGAUGCUAUGAAACAGUUCCAAGAAGAGGUGGAAAAAUUAAAUGAGGUGGCGAAUCAGAAACCACAUUCACAGUUGAUAGCAAACAUACAAAAAGAAAACCGUCAUUUGCGUGAAAUCCAGCAAGAAAAUAAAGAAUUAAAAUCUGCUUUGGAGGAUUAUCAGCAUGCAAUAGAACACAUUAUGACGAAAUAUCGAGAACACACCCAAGAGCAGGUGUACAAGUCUCAUAUAGACUUUAAGUCAUUUCAGGAUCAAAGAUACCAGUAUAUUAUUGAAAGGCAAGCUGAAAAAAUUGAGGAAAUGGCCGCUAUAAUGGACCGAGUGGCAUCAUCUGACGAGAAUAUUGAAUUUCAUUAUGAAGAAGUUGUUUCUAAAUUGAAAACGGAGAAUCAGGGUUUGCGAGAGUUAUUGCAACUAUCCCAGAGACUGAGUGUAGAAAAUACUGAAGACAAAGACGUCCAAACAGAUUCUUCAUCUUAAUAUUAUCAUUAUCGGUUAUACAUUGUUGAUUUUUUUUAGAUUUUCUAUUUUG